Molecule: messenger RNA, 1778 nt
Organism: Haliotis rufescens (red abalone)
Lineage: Eukaryota; Metazoa; Mollusca; Gastropoda; Lepetellida; Haliotidae
Product: galanin receptor 2a-like
Exons: 3
Coding region: 408-1520 (370 amino acids)
Biological process (GO): neuropeptide signaling pathway
Cellular component (GO): membrane
Molecular function (GO): G protein-coupled peptide receptor activity
Source: RefSeq, a predicted model, not a curated record
UUGGACUUCUUCGUUCUGGCGGAGACAGAUAUCUGGAGACGCUUCCUUUUGAAUGUGUCCUCGUUUGAUUCGUUUUGCAUGACGGCUCUUGAAUGUACACUGUCGUACAACCAACACGUUCCCGCAUGUUCUAAAAGUUUCCUGGUUUCUUAGAACAUAGUGGGGAAAAGUUGAGAGGAUAGGUGUGUGGUUCAGUGACAGCUCGAGAAACGUGGAGAGGUUGAUAAUAAGACAGAGGCGAAGUAAGCGCUCAUUGAUCGGUGAGGAUCUGCCGCUGUCGGACAUACGUUGUGAUGGAUCUUACACCGGCGACGAUGUCGUGUGGAGGGUACGUCUGUAUGUACUAGACGCAUCCAUGCAUCCAGGACACUGAGGAUGAUAGUAUAUAACCAAGGAGUCACAUUAAGAUGGAUGGUACUGUAUCAACGAUGUCAGUGAGUGGCGAGACAAUCACACCCGUCGGCGCUCUAGCACUACACAAGAUGGACAACUCUGUGAACGACACGUACACAACGUUAAGCCCUACGGACAUCAACACCACAAUGGUGUACACUAGCUUGAAGCAAAAUCCACGAUUUUUCAAUGGAGUUGUUGUAAGUCUGUUUAUGACGAUUGGGAUUCUCGGAAAUACCCUUGUGUUCUGUAUUCAACACUUUAAGUGUAAACCAACCACGUUCUCGUUCUUUGUGAAGGUUCUGGCAGUUCUGGAUCUGAUGAGCUGCGUUGUGACGAUGCCGAUCGACGUUGUGGUUAAAACGGUUCCUAACCUUUCAUCAAUCGACAUGUUCACGGCGUGCAAAACCGCCCAUUACUUUGCAUACGCCACAAGCGUGUCCUCCGGAACAGUCCUGCUUCUGAUAGCUGUUGAACGAUACAGGAAGAUAUGCCAACCUCUUGGUCGAGCAAUAGAGCCCCGUUUAGCAAGAAUCCUGUGUGCAAUAGCCAUUACUGUGGCCCUUAGCGUUAGUUCCUUGACCACUAUGGUGACCGGGCCACAGACCAUUGAGCUCAACUGGAACAAUCGUCUCAUCAACCUGACCGUGUGCCGAGCGGAAGAGGAGCUGAAGGCCUCGCCUUCUGCCAUAGCUUUAAAUGUGUCUCUGUUUGCCGCCUUCGCUCUGAUACUUAUAUUCCUCAUCGUCUUCUACACCAUGAUCUGCAAGAAGCUUCGUGUUCAGACUGAGAAACGCCGCAGUUUUGACGACCGUAUUUUGGACGAACAGGGCGAGAAAAGGUCAUUCGCGCCGAGUGAACAUGUCACGAAAAUAUUUUUCAUUGUCACCAUGGUUUUCAUCGUCAGCUAUUUGCCGCACCUAAUUUUGUUAUUGAUACGGGCGAUCCAGACAAACAAACGUGUUUAUGAAUCAUGGGAAAGGAAAUUAUAUGAACUGGCGUACAACAGCCCUUACGUAAACAAUAUUGCAAACCCUAUUAUAUAUAGCUUUCUGUCAAGUCAUUUCCGACAGCAGUGUAAAGAAACCUUCGGGUUCCGACGUGUCACCUGCAAUAAUGCCAUGUGAUGUAAUGACUGGCAAGUCACCACCAUUUGUCUCUGUUCUUAAUCUGUUCGGUUGUUGGCAAUGGCGUGGCUGUCGCGAAUGGAUGGCCGUAUGUCAGGAACGCAAUAGUUUGUCAUACAUCACCCCAAUCGCAUCCUCGUAACCCAGGUGUAUAUAUCGCUCAACGUUUGGUUGGGGUAUUCCUACUAUGAAAUAGUUUAGAAUCCCUAUCGCAAGUGGGUAGUAUAUGAUGUGCUUGCGUUAAGAUUAUCGUAACCU